This is a messenger RNA of Rhincodon typus (whale shark), 489 nucleotides long. Its product is annotated as E3 ubiquitin-protein ligase CBL-like. The record is from RefSeq and is a predicted model, not a curated record. Lineage: Eukaryota; Metazoa; Chordata; Chondrichthyes; Orectolobiformes; Rhincodontidae. Gene Ontology annotation, cellular component: membrane raft; plasma membrane. Gene Ontology annotation, biological process: cell surface receptor signaling pathway; negative regulation of epidermal growth factor-activated receptor activity. The transcript has 4 exons. Gene Ontology annotation, molecular function: receptor tyrosine kinase binding; ubiquitin protein ligase activity; SH3 domain binding. The coding region runs from base 1 to 489 and encodes 162 amino acids.
AUGGUGGAAUUUGCAUUCAGUAAAAAUUUGGAAUUGAGUUGUAUUGUUGAUAAAACCCAUCUAGUUCACAGAUGUGCUUUAGAGAAGGUGGUGAGACUGUGUCAGAACCCCAAAGUAGGGCUAAAGAACAGCCCUCCCUACAUUCUGGAUCUGUUGCCUGACACUUACCAGCAUCUGCGCCUGAUCCUGACUCGAUAUGAGGGAAAGAUGGAAGUCCUUGGCGAGAAUGAAUAUUUCAGAGUCUUCAUGGAGAACCUGCUUAAGAAGACAAAACAGACCAUUAGCCUUUUCAAAGAAGGGAAAGAGAAAAUGUAUGAGGAAACCUCACAGCCAAGGCGACAUCUGACCAAAUUGUCACUGAUAUUCAGUCAUAUGUUGGCAGAGCUGAAAGCUAUAUUCCAAAACGGAGUGUUCCAGGGGGACACUUUCAGGAUCACAAAAGCAGAUGCAGCAGAUUUCUGGAGGAAAGUGUUUGGAGAAAAUUCUUAA